Oryzias latipes (Japanese medaka) is the source of this 6868-nucleotide messenger RNA. RefSeq names its product potassium channel tetramerization domain containing 3 (gene kctd3). Gene Ontology annotation, biological process: protein homooligomerization. Gene Ontology annotation, molecular function: protein binding. The record is from RefSeq and is a predicted model, not a curated record. NCBI's taxonomy places the organism in Eukaryota, Metazoa, Chordata, Actinopteri, Beloniformes, Adrianichthyidae.
AAAAUAAUAAUGAUGAUGAUGGAAUCAAUUACUUAUGGUUGAUAGUUUUUUUUAAUUGGUGUCUGAUCCAUGAUCUUCGUGUUAGUGACACCGUUGAAAUCAACUCGUUGAACCUGCUAUACUACUGCUAUCCUAGAAACUGAAAAUAUAAUUACAAAAUACAAAUAAACGGUUUUAAAUACACAAAAGCUUACAAAUUAUUGCCACUAAGUGAUUUGUUUAACAAAAAUUUUGAACUUGUUUUUCAAGAACUCAAAUUUCCAUUAAAACAGAAAUGUAACGUUCGCUUGUUUGUUUUAGCAAAACAGGAAGUUACCGGGGGGGAAUCAUCUUGGCUGCUUUGCGUACGUUUCGCCUUCGCUUCACGUAAAACACUGAGUGCAAGCUGAUACCCAAAGAUUUACAUGCGGGACAGUGAUGCAAGCGAGCCUACUGGGAAAUAAUGAAGGCAGUGCUGCCUUUUGAAUACAAAACAAGAUAUGUUCUGAAGAAAUAAAGACCCGUCUGUGUCUUUUCGUCAACUAUGUGACUGUGUUAGACGAUGCGGCGGGUGUUCUAACAUACGUCGUGUGUAGUAGUGGAUACUUUAUGGACGGCUGGACGAGGAAGGAGAGGCUGAAGCUGGUGAGUCGGGACAUCAGCUGAGAUGGAAGAGGAGCGUUAGCAAGCUAGCCUCUCUUACAGCAACUGCCAUAUCAGAUCCCUUCCCUUUUUGUAGAGCAACUUAGUGAUUCAUAUCAGUCGUCAUGGCCACGAAUGGCAGCAGUUCACCACCCGGAGUGGGAGAGAUCGUCCAGUUAAACGUCGGUGGGUCAAGGUUCAGCACAUCCAGACAGACUCUGAUGUGGAUCCCAGACUCUUUCUUCUCCAGUUUACUUAGUGGAAGGAUUUCCACUCUUCGAGAUGAAACUGGAGCUAUAUUUAUCGAUAGGGACCCAACAGCUUUUGCACCGAUUCUCAAUUUUCUGAGAACCAAGGAACUGGACUUAAGAGGUGUCAACAUCAGCGUUCUCAGACACGAGGCAGAAUUUUACGGGAUUACUCCCUUAGUGCGACGCCUGCUGCUGUGUGAGGAAUUGGACCGUUCCUCGUGCGGUAGUGUCCUCUUCCAUGGUUACCUGCCACCACCAGCCGUUCCAGUGCGAAAGUCCAGUCCUGCCUCCGCCUCCUCUAACGAGCGGCCGGGUCCGAGUGGAGCAGAGAGUUUUGCCCGUGUUGCUUCUCUUCCUGGUGCUGAUGAUACUAUCAAACUGGCUCCUGUUAUUGACCCUAGGAAGGUGUUGAUUAUAGCAGGACACCACAACUGGAUAGUGGCAGCUUAUGCUCACUUUGUCAUCUGUUACAGGAUUAAAGAAUCAACAGGAUGGCAGCAAGUGUUUUCUUCGCCUUACCUUGAUUGGACCAUUGAACGUAUUGCACUAAAUGCCAAAGUGGUGGGCGGGCCGCAUGGAGACAAGGAUAAGAUGGUGGCUGCAGCUUCUGACAGCAGAAUCAUUCUCUGGAGCAUCCAAGAUGGCGGCAGUGGGAAUGAGAUAGGUAUAUUCAGUCUCGGCGUUCCGGUUGAUGACCUUUUCUUCAUCGGGAACCAGCUAGUGGCUACGAGCCACACAGGAAAGGUUGGGGUCUGGAACGCCGUCACUCAGCACUGGCAGGUUCAGGAUGUGGUUCCCAUCACCAGCUGUGACACUGCAGGAUCUUUUCUGCUUCUGGGCUGCAAUAAUGGCUCUAUCUAUUACAUAGACAUGCAAAAGUUCCCUCUGAGGAUGAAGGACAAUGACCUUUUAGUGACGGAGCUCUAUCACGACCCUUCCAAUGAUGCCAUCACAGCACUCUCCGUGUACCUCACUCCUAAAACCAGUGUGAGUGGGAACUGGAUAGAAAUAGCUUAUGGGACGAGCAGUGGGGCAGUGAGAGUGAUUGUGCAACACCCGGAGACAGUAGGAUCAGGUCCUCAGCUCUUUCAGACGUUCACUGUUCACAGGAGCCCAGUGACUAAAAUCAUGCUGUCUGAAAAACAUCUGGUGUCAGUGUGUGCAGAUAAUAACCAUGUCCGGACUUGGACGGUGACCCGGUUCCGAGGGAUGAUUUCAACUCAACCAGGCUCCACCCCUCUGGCAUCAUUUAAAAUACUGUCACUGGAGGAAACUGAAAGUCAUGGCAGCUACUGCUCUGGAAAUGAUAUAGGUCCAUUUGGAGAGAGGGAUGACCAACAGGUUUUCAUACAGAAGGUCAUACCCAUCACUAACAAACUGUUUGUGAGGCUCUCUUCUACUGGGAAAAGGAUCUGUGAGGUGCAGUCAGUGGAUGGCACUACCAUCACCUGCUUCAUGGUAAGAGAGUGUGAGGGUUCCAGUCGAAUGGGAUCUCGACCGCGCCGCUAUCUGUUCACGGGACAAGGCAAUGGCAGCAUCCAAAUGUGGGACCUGACCACAGCGAUGGACACGGCCAACAAAGGAGAGGAGAGAAAAAAAGACGAUGUUGGAGGACCAACUGAGGAGGAGCUGCUGCAGCUGCUGGACCAGUGUGACCUGAGUACUUCUCGCUGUGCAACACCAAACAUUAGCCCCGCCCCAUCGGUCAUGCACCAUGCACAGCUCAGAGAGUCCUGCUCCAGUCUGCAGUUACAGGCACCGGAGCCCAUUCCUGAAAACCAGGCCACUUAUGGAGCUGUGCGGCCCUACAGAGAGAGCCCCCUGCUGGCUCGAGCUCGCCGGACUGAGUCUUUCCACAGCUACAGAGACUUCCAGAACUUCAGCUUGAGUCGGGGAGGUCUGGACCAGACAGGCCAGACGUCCUGCCAAGGCCCCCACCAGUCUGCCGAUGCACGCCGUUCGUUUUGUGACUUCGCACCUCAGGACAUUGAGAGGAGAGCCUCAGUUAUGGAGCUGUGGGCUUCCCGCACCAACAGUGCAAGCUCCGGUUCCACUGUCGGGGGGGUUUCGUUGACAAAAGCAGAAGGUAGUCAGGAAUCACCACGGCAACCUCCAGACAGCCCAGUUCCAGGAGGGGAUGUCAGGCAAAAAGUACACCCUCAGCUAGAGGAAGGAGAUGGAGGAGAUUGGAUGAAGGCUGAGGGAAGUGUGAAGAAGAAGGGAGUGUUGGAAGGAGGCUUUCUGGGGAGAAAGCGGGCUCCCCCUGUUCCUCACUUUUCCCUCCCAUCUGGAUCUGAAGGUGGGGGCAGUGACUCAUCUACAAAUGCCUCGCCCUCCCCAACCAAACUAGCUGCCUCCACCUCCCCGCGACAGAAGAAACUGGCAGCUGAAGCCUCCAGUCAAGACAGCAGCUUGUAAUCCCAGACAAUUGCUGAAUUUGUUGUGGGUGAAGACAAGAACUUUUCAAAUUUGCAAAGUAAAAGAGAAAAAAAGUUCAGGAUCUUUGUUUUGGGAGCCCACAAUCCUGAGCACUACUAUGUUUACUCAUUCCUGCACUAAGGGACAACAUCUCAACACUAACAUCACAUCAUCUCUAGCCGAGGAGGGACAUUCAGUGAAACAUCUGUUGGGUCUAAAAACAUCUGCAAAUCGGCUUUUAGGGUUAAGACCAUCAUAGUCUUUGGGCGUUGAUGUUUUUGCAUUUUUAGGUUUUACGCUUUGUCCUGAAGAGGCGAUGAAAGUGUUUGUGUGUUUUGUGUCGCUGCGGCUCACGCAUGAUGUGACACAGGAAAGCAGAGCGUCUGUCUGAUCAGGUACUCAAAGGUUUAUUAUCCAAACACAUCAGAGGUCACUAAUUAGAUUGACUGCUUUAAGAAAUCAAGAUCCAUCUAUGGUUUGCUCAAAACCUACAUUUAAGUAGAAGAGACAAAAGACCCGAUUGAUCUUAAAUUAAAGCUCAUUGCGGUGUAUGCAAUUGCUAACUCAGCUUAAACACUUUACUUUAGCUAGAAAUUAGCAGAUACUUGAAAGCCUUUAUAUCUUCCCAUAGACACUUACAUGUUGGUUUUUGAUGUGGAUAGAAAGACACAUACAGAUUGUCUAAGGAAACUUGGAGAUUGUUUUUAGUAAUUUCCUCUAUUGCUUUAUUGUGCAGAAUCACAUUGGGGGGCAAAUUUUGUAAAAAUCAGCCGAAGUGGAGAAGGGUUGCAUGUGAACAGCAGUUGAACAUGGGUCAGUCGGUCCUAAGGGAAAAAUCCAAGAAAUUUGUCCUCCAAAAGAUGCAACAACUGCACAAAGGGGCUUUGCGAAAACCUUCCCUUCUAGCUAAUGCUGUGCAUGAUCCCACUACAUUUUUUGAUAAUUAUUUUUUUAACGUUUGCCACUUUCAACCUGCACUUGAUAAAAGGACCUGCAUAUACACUUUAUCACUAUAACCCCCCCCCCCCAAAGUGGGCUUUAUAUGUAUUGUUUUGUGCAGCAUGGCUGUUGCAGUGCCUUAUUUAGCCGUGUUUGUGUCUUAGUUGAAACAUUUUGUGACCAAAGGUUGGUGAAGGUGGAGAUCAUGGUGAAGUUGCAGGAAGGGACCUUGAUCUAAACUUUACCUGACUUUGACUGAAAAAAAAAAAAGUCACAUCAGUUUUCCAGCUGGUGUCAUUACAUACUAAACUAUAGUUGUGGUUUACCUUGUGAGUGUAAAACACAAACGUUUUGGAGAAAAGGGACCUGACAUGUCACAUGUUAUGAUGUGAACCAGAGUGUACAGUUUAUGGAGCACCAAACAAAAGCAGCUGCAUGAGAUCUUUUCUAUGAAGGCCAAAAACUGUCUGUGUCAUUUAUGAAGAAGGUUCAUCAACAUUUGAGCCCAGCGGCUCAUUAUCUGCAGUAUUUCAUCUCCAAACAUCAAAACUGAUCCUGCCCAGUGGAUCAAAUCCAGCAGCUGUUGAACAUCUUCCGCUGUUUAUUUCUGUAGAACAUACGUGACAAUGUGUUCUGUUUGUACCAAGAGGAAAUGCAGGAUACACUAACAGUACUGACAGCCGAUGAACCUUCGUUCAAAAAAUGCAUUAAUGUGUGUGAUGUGUUUUAUGUGAAACUACAGAAUUCAUUCCCAGAAAUGUUUGCUUCUAAACUGCAGAAAAGAUGUGGAUCUGUGUUUUUCUACAUUUGUUCACAUGUAUUUAUACAGACAUUAAUGGUAAGAUCGUCAGAAUCUUUCCAUGUAAGACUUAAUGCUAACAGCUCAAAUUGGAAAACAGCACUUGGCUGUUUUCAUCUCUGUGGGGAAUGCUUCACUUGUACCCAAUCUCGAUCUUUCAUUUACUUAUUAGUAUUACUGCAGAAAUACAGAAAACACGUAUUGACGUAGUAUAAACUUUUCUGCCUUUCACUCAUUAGGCUGUAUUUGCAGUAAUUGCAGCAUCAGGGGUCAAAACUCAUUCACAAAAAUCCCCCAAAUAUCAUUCUGCUUCAUAAUGGUCAAAUGACAGACUCAAGUUAUUGUUGUAUUUUGAGGAGAAAGUAAGUAAGAAAAGUAAAAGUUGUUUUGUAAAUACAUGUUCAUAUAUAAUCUGUAUUUAUGUGAUUGUGUGAUGGACCUGAAUACUUUUGCCUUUGCACUAUACAAAUUAACACUACGAUAUCUUGCUAGUGUUUGAUUAUACUAAUAUUGUUUAAAACAUCUGAGAAUGCAGUUGUUUUUUGUCCCUAGUUAUGUUUACAUCAUAGUACAGCUGUGUUCAUAAACUAAACAUAUCAGUCCAUUUAAACUCUCAUGUAUACCAUUUAUUUUUAAAUGUGUUUGUAUAAAAUGCCUCAUAUUCUAACAUGUAUAGCUGCUGUCAGAACUGAUCCGAUGUUAAGAUUAAGCCUCGCACUUUACAGCUUUGACUUGUCCUGUUUUUUUUACUUUUCGUUCUAAAACGUAAUUUUUAUCCUUUUUUUUUACUUUUCUUUCUAAAACUUCAUUUUCAUCCCACUUGUGAAUUGAUAUCUCCAUUUUUUUCAUUCACGCUGCAUUCAAGUGCAUGUUGCAACACUGAAAAACACUGCAAAAGAGAUUGUUUUAUAUGCAUAAUUACAGAUGAUAAGAAUUUUGACACAUUCAAACAAGAUUUAAGUUUCUAGAUUGCCUAAAGCGUGUGUUUUUAUAGGUUUUUAGCAAUAGUUUUGUCUAAAUGUAUUUAUUGAAGUGUUCAGUUUUUUGUUUUUGAGCAUCACAGUGUGCGCUUUUUCUUGCCCCCCCCCACUUUCAUUUCACUAACCUUCCUGCUCAGACGGCCUCCUCUCUGCGACGGCGUCUGUCGUCAUUGUGAUUUAUGACUUUAAUAAAAGCGUGUGUGUGUGCAUGCACAUUUGUAUACGUAGCUCAGGGCCAUACUGUCCCUUACAAUCACUCCACAAGCUCUCUGUUCACAGCCUCUCCCUCCCGCCGUGGCUGACAAUAGCUGUGAAUGUGGCUGAGAAUGGUUUGGAAGUGCCCUUGUCAGAUUGGCGUCCUUGAGUGAGGGCACAGUUGUUUCUGCCAGUUUGUUAAUUUCAAACUUGCCUCUGUGUCCCCUAAAGGAGUAAAACUAAAUUACGGUUGUAUAGUUUUGACACAGACACUGUGUGUUUGUGUGUGACUGUGUAAGUCUGUGUACAGCUGCUGGCACAUCUGUGUUGUACAAAUGAAGCAAAAAGAAGUCUUGAACUGACAUGGCAGGAACAGGAGUUUCUGUAAGGAGCAUAUUUAGGCUGAGCUGUACCAUUUUUAGGAUUAUAGGAACUCUUGUGCAAAACAUGUUCUUUACAUAUCUUAACAUUUGAAUUCCAAAUGCAUUUUUCCUCAUCUCUAGACAACUAUAUCAACAUAGAAUCAAUGCUCACUAAUCACUCAGAAAUGUUGUUCCCUUCUAAACUUUUUUAAGUUAUUGUGCCUUUUUGUGUUUGUUUGAUUUCACAUAGUCUCUCUUAAAACCAAACACUUCAGUGUAAUAAAAUAAAGAAUGGUGACAGCU